This is a messenger RNA of Sodiomyces alkalinus F11, 1880 nucleotides long. RefSeq names its product 3-phytase A. The record is from RefSeq and is a predicted model, not a curated record. The transcript is spliced from 2 exons. Gene Ontology annotation, molecular function: acid phosphatase activity. The coding region runs from base 200 to 1774 and encodes 524 amino acids. Lineage: Eukaryota; Fungi; Ascomycota; Sordariomycetes; Glomerellales; Plectosphaerellaceae.
CCAACCCUACCCAAUUUACUGGACAAAGUAGCUAGGUGUAGAAGGGCAGGCAGUACAGGGAAGCAAUCAGCAGCAACCUCGCCGACUUGAGGACGCCCAUCUCUCCCACCAUAAAGAAGCAUCUUCGAGGAGCCUUUACGGACCACCUCGUCGUCUUUUACCGGUUUUCUGCGCAGGCGCACAACCGCGGUCAUUCAACAUGGGCUUCUCAGACAUGACUGCCUCUCUGAAGAGAUUAAUUUCCGGGGAAAAUAACCCUAGGUACACCGCAAUACCGGCCUCCAACAGCGUCACCGAUGGCGGGAAUGUACAGAUUCAGUCCAGUGGGAGCAGAUGGCUACCACAGAACAGGCGACUCCUUAGGGUCUUGGGUGCACUCGUUUUUGUCACUCUCGUUGUCCACCUCGGUGUCGUUCUCUGGCGCAUCACGAAUUGCAAGGUUACGGGCAACUGCCAGGAGGAGGACCACACCCAGCUCUGGGGCCAGUACUCGCCCUUCUAUCCCGUGCCCUCAGACUUCGACAGGGACGUCCCCGCGCAGUGCGAGGUCACCUUUGCCCAGGUCCUGUCACGGCACGGCUCUCGUGACCCGACGGUUCACAAGUCCGCCGCGUACCGAGAGCUGCUGGCCCAGAUCCAGGAAACCGUAGAGGACUACGCCCAGGGCUACGAGUUCAUCCGGGACCACAAGUACACACUCGGAGCCGACCAGCUGACGGCCUACGGCCGGCGCGAGAUGAAGGUAUCCGGCACAGCAUUUUACCGCCGGUACAGGGCCCUUGCGGCGUCUUCCGAGCCCUUCGUUCGGGUGUCGGGCCAGCAACGCGUCAUCGACUCCGGGCUGGAAUGGAUGGAUGGGUUCCUCGAGGCCAAGCAGGCCGACGGGCACGAGGUUCCGGGGGCGGAAAGGGCCGACUGGGAGGGUCGUAUUGUGGUUGUACCGGAAGAAGAGGGGACCAACAACACGCUCAGCCACGGGCUCUGCUCCGAGUUCGAGGAGGGCCCGUUCUCCCGCUUGGGGGGAGAAGCCCAGACGGAGUGGAGGGACGUAUUCAUGCCUCCCGUCGCGGCUCGGGUCAACGCUCAUCUGCCCGGGGCGAACCUGACCCAUUCCGAACUGGUGUACCUGAUGGACCUCUGCCCCUUCAGCACGGUGGCGGACCCGGACCUGACGCUGUCGCCGUUUUGCGGGCUGUUCACGCUGGACGAGUGGCGCGAUUACGACUACUACCAGACCGUGGGCAAGUACUACGCCUACAACGAGGGGAACCCUCUGGGGCCGACGCAGGGUGUGGGUUUCGUCAACGAGCUGGUGGCGCGGUUGACGGGCAGGCCUGUGCAGGAUCGGACGUCGACCAACGAGACGCUGGUCGGGGACGAGGAGACGUUCCCCCUCGGACGGGCGCUGUAUGCCGACUUUAGCCACGACAACGACAUGAUGGGCAUCUACGGCGCGUUGGGACUGUACGGGGAAGAGGCGACGGGAGGGCCGCUGCCCAAGGCGGAGCGGUUGUCGGCUCUGGAGGCGGGCGGUUUCGCGUCGAGGUGGACGGUGCCGUUCGGAGCGAGGAUGUACGUCGAGAAGAUGAGGUGUGGAAUGAUUCGCGGUGGGGAGGAUGAAGAUGAGGAACUUGUGCGGAUCCUGGUCAAUGACCGGGUCGUUCCGCUGGCUGGAUGCGGCGCGGACCGCUUGGGUCGCUGUCGGCUGAGUGCGUUCGUGGACAGCUUGGAAUUCGCGCGCAACGGUGGCCGCUGGGAUGAAUGCUGGAUUUAAUCAAUGAGUGAACGCAACGAGUAAGCGAGCGGGGAGUCCGGCGUUUGAUAUUGCACAUUUUUGUACGUCGUUGAUGAAUGAAUUGAUUCAUUGCGUUGUGGUUGAG